This is a messenger RNA of Didymodactylos carnosus, 3462 nucleotides long. The record is from the annotation of a GenBank genome assembly. Lineage: Eukaryota; Metazoa; Rotifera; Eurotatoria; Philodinida; Philodinidae.
AUGGUAUUACGUCAACACUGGAAGCAAAUUUUACAAAUAUUUAAUAAAUCUUUAAUUGAUCAAGAUGAUACCACAUGUGUUAUCAAUCAUUUUCAAUAUAUGGUACAAUUACUCACCGAUGAAGUCUCCGUACAAGAACAAUCAGGACCUGUUCUGAUAUAUUUUAUAUCCGAAUCAAUAUUUGAUACAUUUUUUAUUUGGUCAUUAAGUUGUCCCGAAUAUGCUCAUGAAUUAAAAUAUCAUCAACUUCGAUUUUUCGAAUAUUUAUUAAGUCGUUCAAGACAUGAACUUUUAUUUCAUAAACAAAUUUUUAAACCAUUGUUAAAUUUAUUGAGAUCUUGUGAGUCAUCAUCAUGCAUCGAUUUAAUCGAAAAACAUAUGAUCGUUGUACUGAAUCAAGUUUGUGUCAGUAUAACAAAAAGUACACCAUUGUUAGAACUAUGUUUUGAUAUUAGUGCAGAACAAGGUCCAGCGAGAUUUAUUAUAUUUUCAUUGUUAAUCCCAUUUGUUCAUCGAGCUGAAUUAACGGGUCAACAAGCAAGAGAUGCACUAUUACUCAUUAUGCAGUUAUCAAGUAGAAAUGAACAUAUCGCCAAAUAUAUUGUGGAAAAUACAAAUUUUUGUCCAAUUUUGGCCACUGGAUUGAGUGCAUUAUAUUCGGAUCUACCUCAUCGUCUUCCGUUUUACAAUGAUGAUUGGUAUCAUUUAACGAAAAAAGAAUGGUCUGAAACGGCAUCAUUAGUACAAUUUAUGAAUUCAUUACAAUUUUGCAACGAUGUCAUACAGAUUGCUCAUCCAUCCAUUGGUCAUCAUUUAAUACAAUAUGUUUAUCAUGGAUUUCUUGUUCCCGUACUCGGACCAGCAAUUCAUCAAGAAAUUCAUGCUAUGCCGGCGAAAUUCUUAGAAUUGCAACAGUUUUCGAAUACAAUGGAUGAAGUUGUUGCCGCAACAGCAUAUCUCGAUUUAUUUUUACGUACAGUCAACGAACCAGCAUUAUUAAAAGUAUUUUUAAGAUUUAUUCUUUGUGCAAGAAUAGAUGAAAUAAAUCUUUUGGAUACUCUAAUACAAAGAAUAAAUAAUAAUACCAAAUUAGGAGUUGUUUCACUUGGAUUGUUUCAUACAUUAAUUAAUCUCAAUUGUGAAGAUGUGAUGUAUCGUCUUAUAUUUAUGUAUCUUAUUCCGUGUCGUCAUGUUAUGUGUAGUCAAAAACGAUAUAUUGGUGAUAUGGAAAUUUAUGGAAAGAAUGUCGAAAGAUUUCUAUCAUUGAGACCAUCAUUUCUAAAUAAGAAUAAUUUAGUUGAUUCAACACAAAAUGAACAGUCAAAACAGCAACAACGCGUAUGUUUUGAUGAUACAUCGCACGAACGAUAUGAAUGCACAUUUAGUGCUUAUUUGGAAGAUGCUCAUUUUGAAAUAUUACGUUGUCGAAUUGCUUGUCGACAAUGGUCAGCUCCCUAUGAUGGAGAAAAUCCGUCGUCUGAAUCGGUUAUCGGUGAUUCUGAUUUAAUUUCAUUAGCUAGCAGUAUAUCAUCGUUAAUAGACAAUAAUAAUCAAAUUAGUUCUAAUAAAAAAUUAUCUAAAUUGGGUGAUGGUCUGAUAAAACCGACAACAAUGAUGGGUAAAAAUGUAGCAUCAUCAAAUGAUUCAGGUAUUCAUGAAGAUGGUUUAGAUACUUAUUCACAAAAUGAUGUACAAGUAUCUCCAAGUCUAGCAAUCGAUAAUGAUCAAAAUGUUACAGAUGGAAUUAUGAAGCAAAAUGAAACAGUUAUUAAAAAUGAAUUUCAAUUACCAUCGUGGUUAGCAAAUGGUGAACCAGUUCCAGAUGAUUUAUUGAAAAAAUAUGUACAUAAAAACAGUGAACAUUCUUAUCAUCAAAAUCAUCAAAAACAGCAUAUUUAUGAUACAGAAGAAAAUGAAGAUGAUGACGAAUAUUAUAAUAAUUAUUAUUCAUUUUCGUACGUUGGAGAUUUAUCAAAUAGUGAUGAUACAUCAUCGACAAAAUCGUCAAUUGCACCAUCAAAUAUAUAUUUGUCGGAUAGUAUCAGAACGUGUGUUGAUACACUAAAUGGAUGUUUAAACACGUUUGUUACGAUGAAUGAACAUUUUUCAUCAUCAAUUAAUAACUUUUCAGAAUCAAAAAUUUUAUCUGAUGAAUUAUCAGAGAGUGUGGAUGAAAAUAUUAUAAGAACUUUGUUGAAUGAACUUCUCGAUACUGUAACUGAACUAAAUAUAACGAACGAAGUGAUAGUAAAUGACCAUAUAAUAGAGCAAGAAAAAGACAUUUCAAUCGAAAAAUUGUCAACGUUAACGCUUGAUACAUCUCUCCUUUCUGAAAUAUGCUCGAAAGCAACAAAUCCCUAUUCUUUAAAUGAUUUUUUAACUGUACUUGAUCAAUCUAUUGAUCUAAAUGGUAGUAGUCAUUUUAUAUCGUCUAAAGCUUUACAAUAUGCUGAAGAAAUUGUGCGUGAUAUUUUACAGUUAUCAGAUGAAAUUGAAAAACAAAAAAUAUUAAAUGGAAAUGUUACUUAUAAACAGCAAGAAAAUGGUGAUCAAUUAUUAUUUCCCACCGAUACAAACGAGGGUACUAAUCCAUUUAUAUCAACAACACAAUCAAGUUAUUCAAUGUAUUCGUUACAACAAUCAGUUAGUAUGGAUUUAUCUCAAAUGAUUAAUGAUAAUAAUAAUCAAACAACUGCUAAUAAUACAUCAGCAAUUGCCACUAGUACAAUUCAAACACAACAACAAAUAGGAAAUGGAAAAUUAUCUGAUGUUGGACCAUUUUUACGAACGAUAUUUAUUAAAUUGGAAAAUAUGUUACAAAACUCGUUAUAUGUCAAUCUACUUUUAACCGGUAUUAUAGCUCGAUUAGCUUAUUAUUCUCAACCAUUGUUAAGAUCGUUACUUCUUAAUCACAGUCUUGUACUUGAAACAAAUGUCAAAUCUUUAUUUCAAAUAUUAUCUAAUUUAAAGUCAAAACUUGAAUCAACAUCUCAGACAUUCAAUGACUUUUCUUAUCUCGUUGAACAAGCUCAAGAUUGUCUAUACAAAAGAGAAGCAACUGCUAAAGAAUAUGAAGAUUUACAAAGACGUACGCGAUCACCAUCGCGAACUCGAUCAAAAUCAGUUGAUCCAUCAAAAGAACGUGGAUCACGUCGAAAUCGUAUACUUGAUUUUUUCCGUCGUGGUCGUCCAAAUGAAAGAUCUGGAUCAAAACCUUCGUUAGAUCAGUCACAUGUUACAUUAGUAAAUAAAGCAUCAAUAAAAUUCAUUAAUAUUCGUGAUGGAAUAUUAACAUCAGCUGCUUUACCAUCAAAUAUUCUCAAUGAAUGGGAUGAUCCAAAAACGAGAAAUGUUGCUUAUUGUGCUGUGAUAUUUAAUGAAUUUUUAAAAGAAUUGGCAGCUAUUACUCAAGAACAUGCUGUUCAACAGUUUGAUGAUACUUCAUUUUAUUUCACGUUUUGA